Messenger RNA from Fukomys damarensis (Damara mole-rat), 2145 nucleotides. It is a transcript of the gene Marco, whose product is annotated as macrophage receptor with collagenous structure. The record is from RefSeq and is a predicted model, not a curated record. NCBI's taxonomy places the organism in Eukaryota, Metazoa, Chordata, Mammalia, Rodentia, Bathyergidae. The transcript has 16 exons. Gene Ontology annotation, cellular component: membrane. The coding region runs from base 16 to 1536 and encodes 506 amino acids.
CUAUAAAGCUUAGCAAUGGAAAGUAAUGAAACCCUCAAAGAGGAAGAGUUCUUGGAGAGCACUGAAGAAGGAGCAGCUUUCAACCAAACUGUGUUCGCAGAGAUGGAGACCUUCAUAGUCGAUGAUUUGAAGCCCAGGAAGAAAAAUUGGGUGAACUGCAUCAUGGCUGUAGUGAUCAUCUACCUGAUUCUGCUCACAGCAGGUGCUGUGCUGCUGCAGCUUCAAGUCCUGAAACUGCAGGGAGCACCUGACUACUUCCCCAACGGGACAAUUAUUGCUGAAGACAACCCAUCCUUCUCCCGGCUGCGUUUGGCAUUGGAGCUGAAUGACCUACAGACCCAGCUGUCUAAAGUUCAAGUCAUCCAGGAACGUCUGUUGCAGCAGGUGGACAAUCUCACUCGCAAUGCAGAGUUGCACAGGAUCAAAGGUGAAAGAGGUGCCCCAGGUCCAAAGGGGGACCCGGGUGUGCCUGGACACCCUGGCGAGAAGGGAGCCAAGGGGGCCGUGGGACCGCAUGGAAGCCCAGGUCUCCUGGGACCCCAAGGCCCACCAGGAAGGAAGGGAGACCCAGGCCUCCAAGGACCCAAAGGCACACAAGGAGAGCAAGGAGUUGAUGGUACACCAGGACCCCAAGGGGAGAAAGGCAGCAAAGGUGAUGGAGGUCCCAUUGGCCCCAAAGGAGAAGCUGGUGCCAAGGGAGAUAAAGGAGACCUGGGCCACCCAGGUAAGAGCUGUGUUGGGGUGGCAGUGCUCACAGGGAGUUAUAGCAACACAAAUGCAGGCUCAGACCAUACAGAAAACACUGUCCAGCUGGACGAAUGGUCGCUACAACUCAAUGGUCAUGGCCCAGAUCAACAGGCCUUGCACCCUUCCCCAAGACAACCUGGAGUGCCAGGUGUUCGAGGCCCUCCUGGUCCAGCAGGACCUCUGGGAGCCAAGGGUGAACGUGGCAUCACUGGUAUGGUUGGGUUAACAGGAGCACCAGGAAAUCCUGGAAGUCCAGGACGUGAGGGCAUGAAAGGAAGCAAGGGUGACACAGGAAUUCAAGGACAGAAGGGAACAAAAGGAGAAUCUGGAGCCCCAGGAUCUGCAGGUCCAAAGGGAGAAAAGGGAACCCUUGGGCCGGCAGGACUCAGAGGAGCACCUGGAGGAGUUGGCCCUAAGGGACACCCAGGAGAGAAGGGAUCUUCUGGGCAGAAAGGAGAAAAGGGAGAAAAAGGUGAAAAAGGGUCAUUUGCCACAUCUGUCAGGAUUAUUGGCACUAGCAGUAGAGGCCGGGCUGAAGUCUACUAUAAUGAGGUCUGGGGAACGAUUUGCGACGAUGGCUGGGAUAACUCUGAUGCCACUGUCUUCUGCCGCAUGCUGGGUUUCAGCAGGGGAAAGGCCCUGAACAGCUAUGGAGGUGGCACUGGAAAGAUCUGGCUGGAUGAUGUUGCCUGUCAGGGGUCAGAGUCUUCCCUGUGGAGCUGCAACAAGAGUUCCUGGGGCACUCACAACUGUGGCCACAGCGAGGACGCAGGCGUGGAGUGCAGCUAAUCUUGAAGCCCUGAAGUCACCGCUCUGUCUCCAUGGUGGCCUUGGACUCACACAUGCAUGUGGGGGAAGGGACCCUGUGAGGGAUCCCUGGAACUGGCUGAGCAGGCUCUGGAGAGGGUCAUUAGUAAAAGUUAAAGUACUGCCUGGCCACAUCCCAGGCUGUGGCUGAAUUGUCACUGAGCUGGCCACUCACACCCUUUAUCCAUGUCCCCACUUAGUGGCGCACCAUUUCACUGAAUUCUCCUUCACCUUUGCACUCGGCUGGGGACAACCUCAGCCCCAUAGGCCAAGGGAGGGUGGAGACAGAGCGAACGGUGGGGAAAAGUGAAGGUCACCUGUGGUCAGAGUUAGCCUUGACCUUGCUGUCAGUCAUUAGGCAUCUCCCAGAGCAAGCUCCCCGCCGGCUGGCCAGCAAAUGAAGAGGCUGGCUGGCUGGUGGCACCAGGUCUCAAGAUGAAUGGAAUUGCACCUUUCAGCCUGGAGCUUAGCUCUCAGGAGUAGGAUGUAGCCCCAUAAUUGCUAGGGCUUUUGUCUGCUUUAUCCACCCUAGGAGUGUCUCCGGAAUGUUUAUUGAAUAAAAGUCAGCAUUAAACCAUGUAGGCAAGAUAU